Molecule: messenger RNA, 813 nt
Organism: Anopheles funestus (African malaria mosquito)
Lineage: Eukaryota; Metazoa; Arthropoda; Insecta; Diptera; Culicidae
Exons: 3
Coding region: 126-329 (67 amino acids)
Source: RefSeq, a predicted model, not a curated record
AUUUGUUAUGUAGUGCUUUUGUUAGUGCGUUUGCAUUCGUCCCCAUUUAUACACUUGUUAUCUCUUUGGCAUAGCCGAAGCACCAACAUUCUAGCAAUCUUCAAUAAAAAACCAGUGACCAAAGCAUGGCGGUUGGAGGGCGUGUUACGGGUCGUCUUGGUUACGGGAACGGAUAUUCCGAUGGGCGUUCCUAUGCCGGAAUCAACGAGGAAAUCAUGUACGUAAGCAUAGGAAUGGGAAUUAUAAUUGCUAUUCUGAUUUGCAUUGCGCUAUGCUAUAUCGCCCGGGAAAACUGUAAAAACAAGCGAGAAUACUAUAUUACGGCCUAAAAUAUGAGAGUGAGUUUGCACCCGGCGAGGGAUUGACCGAAUGAUGUAUUGUUUAUAGUUAACUAUUAUCUAGCUAUUUUGGUAUUGUUUACUACUUUUAUGCUCGAUACACGGUAAACACGGUCCAGGUUCGCUGCAGACGAGCUAAAAACAAAAUAAGUAAUAAUAUGGUCCGGAACACUGUUCCUGUCUGAAGUAAACUCGUGUUAACGGAAAAGUCUGUUUAUUGCAAAACAAUAAGUACAUAGUAUGUAUAUGUUCGUUUUAUAUAUUAUACACAGUUCGUGAAAUGUAGCAGUCUAUUUUGAAAACUAUAAUGAUAUUGAUGUAUACAAAAAGCUAACUAGCUGAACGAAAUGGAACAACAAACUCGGAGUUGGAAAAAGCAAAGUUGCUGUUCGAACGACACAACUGCAGACAGGUUAAUAAAUGCACGACGUUAGUAGAACACUAUAUUAAUAAACUAAAAUGUUUACUAAGUAAA